Conger conger (European conger) is the source of this 1338-nucleotide messenger RNA. RefSeq names its product anaphase-promoting complex subunit 1-like. The record is from RefSeq and is a predicted model, not a curated record. Gene Ontology annotation, cellular component: anaphase-promoting complex. The transcript is spliced from 14 exons. Gene Ontology annotation, biological process: protein K11-linked ubiquitination; anaphase-promoting complex-dependent catabolic process; metaphase/anaphase transition of mitotic cell cycle. Gene Ontology annotation, molecular function: molecular adaptor activity. The annotation marks the transcript as partial. Lineage: Eukaryota; Metazoa; Chordata; Actinopteri; Anguilliformes; Congridae.
CACGGCAGUAAUCUGAUCGGCAUGACGGAUCUGAACGUGCCGGAGCAGCUGUACCAGUACAUGGUGGGGGGGCACCGCCGCACGCACCUCGCCGCGAUCAACCGCUACCGCUCACCCAGCUACCAGAUAAAGGAGGGUGACACCAUCAAUGUGGACGUGACCGGCCCUGGAGCCACCCUGGCACUGGCCAUGAUCUACCUGAAAACCAACAACAGGUCCAUAGCUGAUUGGCUGCAGGCUCCAGACACCAUGUUCCUAUUGGACUUCAUCAAACCCGAGUUCCUGCUGCUCAGGACUCUGGCUCGCUGUCUGAUCAUGUGGGAGGAGAUCAAGCCCGAAACUGACUGGGUGACCAGCAACGUGCCGAAGAUCAUCCAGGAGAACCUCGUUCUGCAGGAGGACGUUCCGUUGUCCGAGGAUUUGGACAUAGAGACUCUGACCCAGGCCCAUGAUUACAUCGCAGCUGGGGCCUGCUUGGCGGUGGGGUUCCGCUUCGCUGGGUCCGCCAACUCCGACGCGUUCGACUGUCUGUACGGUUUUGCUCGGCGCUUCCUGGACUGCCUGAACACUUCCGCUGCUUCUCUGGUGGGCUACUACAACGUGAAGACGUGUCUGAGCAUGGUCCUGCUGGCCGUCUCCAUGGUGAUGGCGGGGUCGGGGAACCUGCAGGUGCUGCAGCUGUGCCGUCUGCUGCACAAGCGCACCAGCGGGGAGAUGAACUACGGCUUCCACAUGGCCCACCACAUGGCCCUGGGGCUGCUGUUCCUGGGCCGGGGCAGGUACACCCUCAGCACCUCCAACUCUGCCAUCGCUGCUCUCCUCUGCGCCCUGUACCCCCACUUCCCCGCACACAGCACCGACAACAGGUAUCACCUGCAGGCCCUGAGGCACCUGGUGGUUCUUGCAGCAGAGCCGCGGCUGCUGGUCCCGGUGGACGUGGACACCUGCAAGCCCUGCUACGCCCUGCUGGACGUCACCUACAAGGAGACGCAGUGGUACGGUGAGACCACAGUGGAGUUGAUGGCCCCCACCAUGCUGCCUGAACUCCACCUUCUCAAACAGAUCAGAGUUAAAGGACCAAGAUACUGGGAGCUGGCGAUUGAUAUAAGCAGAGGAACUCAGCAUUUACAGUCGAUCCUGGCGCGGGACGGGGUUCUGUACGUGAAGCUCCGGGCGGGGCAGCUGCCCUACAGGGACGAUCCGCGCGGCUGGAAGAGCCUGUCCGCCCCCAACGUCCGCGAGAGGCACACCUUCAAGGACAUCUCCACCUUCACCUCAGACCCCGCCCUGGUCUCCUUCGCCGAAUAUUUCUGCAAGGCCGCCGAAAACAUGAAUGAU